Cyprinodon variegatus (sheepshead minnow) is the source of this 2098-nucleotide messenger RNA. RefSeq names its product sodium/potassium/calcium exchanger 3-like. The transcript has 18 exons. The record is from RefSeq and is a predicted model, not a curated record. Gene Ontology annotation, cellular component: membrane. Gene Ontology annotation, biological process: intracellular calcium ion homeostasis; calcium ion transmembrane transport. Lineage: Eukaryota; Metazoa; Chordata; Actinopteri; Cyprinodontiformes; Cyprinodontidae. Gene Ontology annotation, molecular function: calcium, potassium:sodium antiporter activity; calcium channel activity. The coding region runs from base 380 to 2098 and encodes 572 amino acids.
CUGUUGCUGCAACUCACUGUGGGAUCUGCAGUCGACCUUUCGGGUUACACACAUGAACGCAGAAAGCUCGCAGGCGCGUCUCCCCGCUAUGCGCGACCAGGAGGACGGUCCGCGGAGUUUAUCAGCACUGCGCCCCCGGCUCUGAGUCUGGAGCUGCUGGACAAACCCCGGGCUCGUCUUUGCGGGGGGAAAAUUUAUUUUUCUCUCUCUUUUAUUUUUAUUUAUUUAUUUUUUUGACCCAACUUGCCGGAGAAUCCGCUGUGAACGAAGGGAGGAAGAAAGGAGGUGGUUUGUUUCGUCGCUGUCUUCUGAGAAAGUGUGAAACAAGUGAAGACAGAGAGCAACAGAUGUUAGUGGUGAACAUGCAGCCGGCGGAGGAAUGAAAGCAGCAGCGAGGCACCGGCGGCCCUUCCAGCGGUUCUGCUGCUGUGGAGUCGGGCUGCUCGCCGUCAUUUGGCUCGCGCAGGUCAUCCAGGCUCCAGAGACAAAGUCCUCUGGGCUUCAGCCAGGCGUGAACGGUGAGCUGCUGCGAUGGACACGCAGGUUGAUGCAGGAGAAGUUAGACAACCAGAGCUUGGAUGAGCCCCGAGCAGCUAUCCAUGAGUUUCCUGAGGACAUCUUUACGAAGGAGCAGAGGAAGAAUGGGGCUGUGCUUCUCCAUGCUCUCUGCGCAAUCUACAUGUUCUACGCUUUGGCCAUCGUCUGUGAUGACUACUUCGUCCCUUCCCUGGAGAAAAUAUCUGAGAACCUGCAUCUCAGUGAGGAUGUGGCUGGGGCAACAUUUAUGGCUGCCGGAAGCUCCGCCCCCGAGCUUUUCACCUCUCUGAUUGGUGUUUUCAUCACCAAAGGCGACCUUGGAGUCGGCACAAUCGUGGGUUCAGCUGUUUUCAACAUCCUGGUCAUCAUCGGGUUGAGUGGGAUCUUUGCAGGCCAGGAAGUGGUUCUGACUUGGUGGUCACUUUUUAGAGAUUCCUGUUACUACAUCUUGUCUGUCCUGGCACUUAUAAUGGUUAUCUACGAUGAGAGAGUUGUCUGGUGGGAGUCGCUGAUCCUCAUGACCAUGUAUGGCAUCUACAUUGUGAUCAUGAAGUUCAACUCCCAGAUUUCAGUGUUUGUGAUGUGCCGGUUGAGGAACAGCAGACCGUGCUGCCGCUCCUCGGAGGGGAACCCAGAGAACAAGGCGGGAGACGAGGCCUCAGCUUGCAACACCUCCAUGGUUCUUCUCAAUAAAGGUCAAGGUCAGGAGUCUCAGCCCGUCCUCAUGGUGGACGAGCUGCUCAUACUCAACCCCCACAAGCUGUCCUUCUCAGAGGCCGGUUUGCGUAUCAUGAUCACCCCCCACUUCUCCCCCCGCACCAGGCUCUCCAUGGCAGGACGGAUGCUUAUCAGCGAGAGACAGAGACUGAUCAGGAGUUCCAAAUACCAGCGAGACGGUGAGGCCGCCGCCGGGUCGAGGAAGGGGUCGCCCAGCAACAACCUGAAGAGGACGGGCUCCUGCAGUCUGGAAAAUGGAGGUGGGACGCCGGGGAUAGGAGACACAGAGGCAGGAGAGAAGCUAGGAGGUGAGGAGUGCAGGCCAGAGGAGGAAGACGACGACGAAGACGACAUUUUUAAUCCUGUGCGCAUGCCAGGCAGUUGCUGUGCGCGGGUGAAGUGGUUCAUCACCUGGCCUCUGGGCCUCCUGCUCUACUGUACUGUGCCUAACUGUUUGCUGCCACGCUGGCACCGCUGGUUCAUGGUCACCUUCGUGGCCUCCACCCUGUGGAUCGCUGUCUUCUCCUACCUCAUGGUGUGGAUGGUCACCAUCAUCAGCUAUACACUAGACAUCCCUGACUACAUCAUGGGCAUAACCUUCCUGGCAGCAGGAACCAGCGUACCUGACUGCAUGGCAAGCUUGAUUGUAGCUCGACAAGGCAUGGGGGACAUGGCCGUGUCCAACUCCAUAGGAAGUAACAUCUUUGACAUCCUGCUGGGUUUGGGCUUCCCCUGGGCUUUACGUACCCUGUUGGUGGACCAUGGAUCUGUAGUGUUCAUAAAUAAUAAAGGUCUUGUAUAUUCCGUCGUCCUGCUGCUGGCAUCAGUGUUUCUGACUAAAUAG